This is a messenger RNA of Ascoidea rubescens DSM 1968, 360 nucleotides long. RefSeq lists its product as uncharacterized. The coding region runs from base 132 to 317 and encodes 61 amino acids. The record is from RefSeq and is a predicted model, not a curated record. Lineage: Eukaryota; Fungi; Ascomycota; Saccharomycetes; Ascoideales; Ascoideaceae. The transcript has a single exon.
CUUCUGUUAAAGAUACUCAAUUUUUUGCUCGGUCAAUUAUCUAAUCUUACUAAAAAUUAUUUAAGCUUCGAGCUCGAACGCUCUGCAGGAGUGUUAAAACAAUGAAAGAAUCAUGUUAUAUGACGCUAUAAAUGAAUAUGUUCUGUUGGUUGAAUGCCUGGAAUUUCAAGAAAGCGUUUGUUAAAUUUCAUAAUUUGCAUUUUAAACGUUGGACACGUUAUGCUUUUAGCAUUGGUUCGUGUUUGUGCGCAGAAGUCCUAGAACAUUCUUUGUUGAUUCAAGUACUUUCUUCAACUAUCGGAAGAUUUUCAAUAUAAAAAUGAGAUUAAAGGGACCAUGGAUAUACAUUGUACCCACAAU